CCACCGUGCAUGACAACUGCCUUCAAACCCUCAAAGAAGCGGAAGAAGAACUGUUCCUCGCAGGUUUCCGUAGUGACGUCACACCCAAACAAGCAACAGUUUGCUGCCGAUUACUGCCGGAUGGUUCAAACUAAGUUGAUUUUCUCUUUAUAGUCAUCAUUUAUCAUAAUGUCUCAGGAUCUUUGGUUACAGAACUAUGAUGCCACUUGUCGCCUGGCACAGGAGAUAGCAGAAAACAUUCAUGAACGGAACAGGCAGCAGAGGACAGGGGGGAACCCUGCAAAGAUCAACAUGACACUACGGGCAUCCCUGCAGAAGCUGAAACAGAAUAUUUACCAACUCAAAGACGGUUUGUUGCGAGCUUCAUCAUCUCGGCGCAUAAUGCAGUCGGAAGCUGACAGGAGGCAGAACCUCAUUGAUGACCUGCUAACCAGAGAGAAGCAGCUCAAUGCCACCUUCAAGGGAGACAUCACAGAACCAGAACCUUCCAGGUCGACGUUGAUGGCUGGAGGGGCAGGAGCAAGUGGAGGCUUUGCGGCCAACCCUUGGCUGGUCAACGAAUCGGAGGAGACCAGAGGGCUUACCUUUGGGGAGAUCAAACAGCAGCAACAUCGAAUCAUUGAAGCCCAGGAUGCAGGCUUGGACGCACUAGCAGCUGUCAUCACCCGACAGAAGAUAAUGGGCCAGGAGAUUGGCAAUGAGCUGGAUGAACAGAAUGAAAUCAUUGAUGACCUCGCUCAUCUUGUGGACAAGACAGAUGACAAGAUUCGUAAUGAGACAAGAAGGGUGAAGCUGGUCGAGACAAAGUCAGCCUCCUGUGGGAUGCUGGUGGUGAUCGUACUGCUUCUUAUAGCCAUCAUAGUGAUCGCUGUGUGGCCCGUAUAGGUGAUGAGGACUGCAGUGAUCAUGGACCUGUGCUGGAUGACUAUUACAGUGACAGUUUGCAUACACAUUGCACACAUGUACAGACGCAGACACUCAUUUAAACACUGUCUCUCAUCAGAUUUUAUUUUCUUAUUCUUGCUCUUCAUUUUUAGAGAGAGGCCACUGGUGACUGCCCAACCAAGGAAAUGUGAAAUGAAGACUUAAGCAGCACAGUUAAAUUUUUCAAUACAGUAAGUUGCUGCUUGGGUGAAGGACAUUGGUAGCCCUGCAAUAAACUAUAUUGCUUGGGUGUAAUUUGUCCUCUUUAAUAGCUGUGUAGGUGUCAAGCUCAUUAAAUCAAAAACUCAUCAAACAGAUAAUUAUUUCGAGGUUUGUAAGCAUUCUGUAAAAUAUUUUUAGCCUGGACUGUGGUGAAUAUUGAUCCGACAGUAGGACCUCCCACAGGUAGUAGGAGCUUUCCUUCCAUGAGUCUGUCUUGGCUGAGGCUCACACUGGGUAAUGUUAUUCUGCAAGCUUUGCAGUAUUCACACUCACUUAUAUUUAUCCAUGCAUUACUGUAGCAGCUGUAAUGUUAUUUGUCUCGGGAUUUUACAAUGUUUAUAGAGUGGCUCUCAGCCAAAAAAAACAGCUCAGCUGUUUGGCUACAUGGCUGUUUUCUUUCCUUGUAAAUCAAUUCACCUUGUAAUUUCUAAUAAAUGACAUUUCCAGUU
Xiphias gladius (swordfish) is the source of this 1595-nucleotide messenger RNA. RefSeq names its product syntaxin 8 (gene stx8). Gene Ontology annotation, molecular function: SNAP receptor activity; SNARE binding. Bases 169 to 885 code for a protein of 238 amino acids. The transcript is spliced from 8 exons. NCBI's taxonomy places the organism in Eukaryota, Metazoa, Chordata, Actinopteri, Istiophoriformes, Xiphiidae. Gene Ontology annotation, cellular component: SNARE complex; endomembrane system. Gene Ontology annotation, biological process: intracellular protein transport; vesicle fusion. The record is from RefSeq and is a predicted model, not a curated record.